This is a messenger RNA of Wyeomyia smithii (pitcher-plant mosquito), 10332 nucleotides long. It is a transcript of the gene enc, whose product is annotated as protein encore. Gene Ontology annotation, molecular function: nucleic acid binding. NCBI's taxonomy places the organism in Eukaryota, Metazoa, Arthropoda, Insecta, Diptera, Culicidae. The record is from RefSeq and is a predicted model, not a curated record. Bases 1935 to 7697 code for a protein of 1920 amino acids. The transcript has 13 exons.
GCUUCACAGUUCGGGUUUUGCCUUCGCUGUGUUCACACGUCGUCGUCUUCGUCGUCGCAUCACCGUGUCCUUCAGCAUUCGGAUGUGCGUGUGUGCACUGGUGCUUGUACAAUAUCGGUUUUCUCUUCCUUGGUUUUUGAGCGUAUGAAGCAGAAGUCUGAAGAACAUGGAAAAUUGUCCGUCGUACCUUGGUGAAGGUACACCGGGAUAAUUAGCAUCUACGGGAGGUGCAGAACCGUUCCGAAGUGAACAGGAGAUAUCCCAUGGCCUAAGGUUUUGUUUUCUGUGUUGGGCAGAAGAAAAAGUGCGGAAGCAGAUUUAGGAAAAUGAACAGAGGAAUGGAUUAAACCUUAGUGGUAUUUUGAUCGGAUUGAAUAAUAGCGUAUCAGCAGAACCAAAGAAGAGAAAACACACCAAGGUCUGCUAGUUCAAUCUGUACAGCUGCGUUUUUUUAAUUGAAAGUUUAAUGAAAUGACACAAAAGUAGUAAGUGGAAAUGGGUUAUGUUCCCUCUAAAAACACACGGUAUUCUGCAGAGGGUGGUACUUUGAUUUUUCUCAUUUAACAAAUUAUCGAUGGGAGAAGCAGAGAGUUACUGAUGAAAAUUGCAUGAUAAUGCACACUCACCCACUGGUAACUAGAUGGGGUGUCUUUUCUCAGCAGUAUCAUUUGGACAAACAGAGUUCGAAAAAUCGUAGCAGCCUGGCAGUGUGCUUAGUGUGCUGCUUCGUGAACUUCAUCCCAGGCGAAGAAAUGUCACGGCUACAGUGAUUAGCAGGCAUGACAUAUUUCAUAAUUGCAUUUUUCUAGCGACGAAAAACAGUUUCGCUCUUUGUGCGCUUUGUGUACACGUUGUUUUACAGCAAAAAAAGAAAAACAACAAACCGAACAACAACGUAGCAGCUCGGAUAAUAAGGAAGCUCGAGCUUCGCAGUGUCGUGUUUUAUUUAUAAUCUAGUUGCGAAUAUUCAUCAGCGAACGUGCGGCGAGAUGGUCAGCAUAGAGAUUUAAAAAUAGUCUUUGUGAAGCCAAGAAAAAGCAGGCUGCCAAAGGCGUAUCUAUCUGCGCUCGAAAUUCGCCUGCAGCACGCUUCGUACUGUGCGGAAAAGACGACCAGUGCGAGUGGAAAAUCUUAUAGAUCUCGCGCGAAGGAAGAUCGCCAGAAAACAAAUAAUAAAAGUGACAACAAUCACGCGUGAUUAAAACAGCAGCGUCACUGAAUUCAAUCCAACGACAACGAUUUGCCAAACCAGUCGAUUUUGCGACCGUUCAGUAGUGACAAAUAGUGUGAUUAUCUGUUUUGGGCGAGAGACUACGAGUGUAGAUUUUCUUUUUGCUUGAAGUUUCAACGCGAAAAGCAUUCUCACCGUUCACCGUUACGUAAUACGCGUAUGGGUACAGCAGAGAGUGCAGUCAUCCGGAUUGGCUGGUUCUAUCCAAUGAUGCUGCCUGCCGCUUAGAUAAGCUAAAUUCAUACGUGAACUGGCACAACAGGGAAUCAACCAAAAAUCCCAAUUUUCUUCGAUCACCGUCAUCGUGUGCCUGUGCCGUUUCGCCACCUCUCUUGUCCCACAUUAUCUAGAUAGCAGAAGAAGUAAGAGGGGACAAGAAACAUUUUUCCAACGUACGGCGAAAGGAAGCCAACCUGACGGGCGCGUGUUUCUGUGUAUGUGGCUUUGUGUGUGCGAAUAGUGAAUAUUGAAUUGUUUUCGUUCGUCAAUCUGCUUUUUAAAGCAUUCCCUAAGGCUCCCGCAGUUAUUUUAUGUAGCAAUCAGUGUGUAUGGUGCUUCGUGUUCGUGCAAACAAAAUCAUCCGUGCAAGCUGGCUGCUCUAGCUGAUUACUUUGGAGAUAUUUUCCUUUUAUUAACCAAUAAAAAAAAUAAUACUAGCAAAAGCAAGCAAAAGAAAAGCAAGAAAAACAAACGCUCGCAGAACAUGAGUACAGCUCCCGCACAAGCCGCUAUCGUGUUAUCAAACAACAACAACAAUAACAACAGUAGCAGCAACAUCAUCAACAGCAGUAGUAGCAGUAGCAACAACAACAGCAUCAUCGGCACACCAUCUGCCCCCACCACUAGUACACCAUCCUCAUCCAUCGUUAGUUCCGUGUCAAGUCAGGCGUUAUUGACAGCGCCUGCAGCACAAACAUCGGUGCCGGCAUCGGCGUCGAUCUUAACUAAUAACAGCAACAGUAACAACAACAAUAGUCCUAUCUCUAGUGGUUGUAGCAAUAGCAGCAUGGCGACCGUAGCGACAGUCGGAACGGUGGCGACAGCGAUGCCAACAGCGAUGGUACCCAAUGCGGUAUCGCAAGUGUCGCCUCCGGUAACGGCCACCGGUACGAACCCAGCGGCAAUCCCAUCCCAGAAGGAACAGCAUACAGCAGAGGAUACGCUAAACCGACCGAACAGUCUUGGCGGUCGACAACGGACUCUUGGUGGCAAAGGCAAGCAUUUAACCCGAAGUCACGCCAUGCGUGAGUCAACAUCUCCUCCCCGAACGCCUACACCGCGGUCACCAUCUGAUCAGCAUAGUAACAACGGCAGUAAUGGUUCACCCAUUCAGCAAAACACGCUGUUGUCUAUUAGCGCAACAAGCGAACCGCAGUCUAACAAUAGUAGCUCACACUCACCAGUAUCGGAAUCCCGAUUAUUCAAUAACAACAACAAUGACUACAGCAGCAAACAACCGGGCAAACAUUCGCCCAACAUUAUCGUAUAUGGUGGCGAAGAGAGAGGUGGCAAGAGCCAGUUGGACUUGGAUUUUCCCAAACUAACUCCUCCGAAGUCGUCGUUCAAUCCAAACAACGGGAGCAGUAACAGCAAUAGUAACGUCAACAACAACAACAACAGUGGCAGCAAAAAUAGCAAUGGUAGAAGCAACAACACUGGAAAUGCCGCUGGAUUCGCCAAAAAUGAUCUAGAAAAAACAGAUCACCACCAUAGUGGAAAAAUUGGCAAAACCAGCAGUGACGGAGGAAUCAAUCAAGAACUGAAAGAUCUGAAAUCGGUAGGACCGAUGCUGGUGGAACGCACAGAUCAGCAGAAUAAGUCCGGCCAAGCUGCAUCCGCUGGUGCACCAGCAAUCGCCAACGCCACCAUCAGCCAGUCAUCAUUGUCGCCAGUAUCAUCAUCUAAUAAUAACUAUUGUGAUAACGAAAGUCGUAAUCUACGUGAGGUUAAUUUUAGUGCUAAUAAUAAUGAUUCUAACAAUCAGUUAAACAUACAUUUUUCACACGAGGAAAAUCGAUAUAUACAAUGUGAAAGUCCUACUGAUAGCCUUAUAAGAAAUAAUAGUAGCUCUAAUAGUAAUCUAACAAGUAGUGCUCAUAGCAACAAAAAACACCGUGCUGGCGGCGGAGGCAACGGAAUAGUAGCUGGCAGUGGUGGCGGAAGUGGAGGAGGCGGAGGAACAAUUGGUGGCAAUGCGACGGGUAAAGGGAGCAAACCUCGCCUUAAAAACAUGAGCGGCGGUUCGUCAUCCAGCGCCGAUGGUGGAUCCAUUAGCGGGGGUGGCGGUGGCGGAGGAGGCGGUGGAUCUUCUGGAUUCCUUUCGCGUGACAAUUCCUGCGAGCAAUUUACUGACCAAAGUGGCGUCAAUCUGAUCCAAUUUUUCAAAGAGACGCUCAACAAAAACUUCAAAGAUCGCAACAUGUUGAUCAAAAUCGAAAAGGAAUUGCAGGCCCUAGCGAUGGAUCGCAGCCGCAGUCAGAUCAAGUUUCCGCCCAUGUCUUCCUACAAUCGAAUGCUGAUUCACCGUGUGGCGGCAUACUUCGGAAUGGAGCACAACGUCGACGCCACCCAGCAGAGUGUGAUCGCGGAGGUUACUCCCGCGACGCGAAUACCGGAGAUUCGCUUCAAGACGCUCAUCAACGAGAGCUUCUCGGAGGAACCGCGAAAGUCCAUUCUGAAACGGGACACCCACAGCUUCGACGAGUACCGGUACGGCAUGUUGCACUGUCCCGACCGGGGUGUGCUCGAUCGGAAGGCCAAAAGCUUCGAAGAACGCGAGGAAGAGUACGAGAAGAUUAAGCGGCGAAUAUUCAAACAUCGAGAGGAUGGGGGUACCGAGGAACAUUGGCAGUGGUUAUCAGCCGAAAAUGCCGACGUAAUCAACGGGCGUCCGAAACUACAAAACAAUCGUCUUUUGAAAGUACAAUCGGUGUCGAUUGACGGCCGACCGGAUGAACGACCGUGCGUAUCGAAAUCGCACAGCUUCGGGGGCUACGGAGGUUCAUCGCAGAACGCACCGCUUCUUCGUGGGGACUCGAUAACAUCCACCAAAAGCGCCGGUGCACGAUUAUUCUCCAAGCAAGACUCAAAUGCUAGUACAAACACACCCUGGCGGCUGUCUCCGUCAAGCAGUGGAUCAUACUUUACUUUCAGCUAUAAAACGCAAUCGAUUCGAUCCGACUCGGUGACACCUUCUCCAACCGGCUAUGGUAGCGGAGAUCAUACGCCAGAACCGUGCGUACAAUCUCCCUCAGCAACGUGCGGAGUAGUCUGGGCGGUAACCGAUAUGGCAAGCGUGCCUAAAGGCAGCGUUUUGAUCGACCCACAAACGCUGCAGCCAAUCGUCAAUCAGGACGGAUCAAUUUACCACUUCGAUCCUUUUAACCUACCAGCGACAGCAAAUCUCCCCGGUAGCAUGCCAAGAGUUCAGAAGAAAAAGUUUGAGAAGCAGAAAUCCUUUAGUAAUCGAAAUAGUGCUCUCAACAGUAGCAGUUCUCUAGAAAGUUCCAUCGAUCUGCCUCUUGGUAAAAACGAUUGUGGACAACAAACCAGUACCACUACAACCAUCGCCGAGGAGGUCGGCAGUGAGCUCAAUUAUGAAACGACGAGUACAGUCAAAAUAUGUUCCAAAGAUAAUCAUGAUCUUGAUGUGGAAAACUCUAGUCUCUGUGAAGAAAUCUCGCAAACUACCAAUGAACUUAGUACACUGAAGCUUCAGAAGCAUCAGGCGACUAGUCCCAUGCUGCAGGCCAGCGAAUUACAACCGUUAGAGUUGAACGAAGUAAAUCUGAAUACAAACCAUGACGAACAUGGUUCACUGGUGGGUGCGUUGACUCCUAUCAUGGCUGACCCCGACACAGCCGGGACACUUCUGGCCACUUUGGGCUUGAGUGAUCCUACCGAAGGCAACAAAACGAAUCUUCAUCCCGAACAUGUACUUCAACAUGGACUAACAGAUGAUGGUAACGACGCUAGCAGUAAUAAUUCCCAAGAUGCAGACAAAAAAGACGAAACCGGCAAGAUCAAUGUCGUACAACCAGUCCCUCUAACCAGCUAUUCGAACUCGGCAACGCCCAACAGUGGUUAUACAGUGAACUACGGUGAUAACGGCAGCAGUACACCUGUCACCGGAAGUGCAAUGUACGGCUCCGGUACACCGGGAAUUUCGACAACAUAUCAAACGGCGCCGGACGGAACUAUCUACGCUGUACCUUCUCCUCUAGUGUAUACAUAUCCAUCGACGAUAGAUCCAGAGAUGACGGGCUAUUUUGUUCCUGUGUACGAUCAACAGCGCGAUCCGAAUCUUUGCACCACAACGGGUGCAUCGCUUUACCCAGCAACAGCAGGGGCAACUUCUUCAGUAUUACCCAUCGCGUACACUCCUACAGCGGCCUACAGCGGUGCCCCAAUCUAUCAGAAUCAUACAGCCGUGAUGUACUCCUCGGAGCAGUUCUCAGCUGCAACACCAGCAUCCGCUGCCGCAGCCGCAGCAGCUGCGGCUGCUGCCAGUGCUGGACAUCUACCACAGUAUCCAAUUGGAUACCCCAUCGGCAUAGGCUAUCCAUUUAACAGUACAGCGUAUCAGAACUAUUGGAAUCAGCCGAUAACAUACUACGUUCCUCAGGCGCCCGUACACUCAUCUGGCAGUACACCGCUUCUAAUGCCACCUUCGGUGUCGCAAACCCCCGCAAACAGUGCCAUGCUGGCGAGUGGUCCUGCUCCGAUGCCAUGCAAUACCGGAAAACGCAACACAACUCCUCCCAGUCACGGUGGCCAUCAAUCACAGAACCAAAACCAGAGCAGCUCGGUAACUCCUGUACCGAUAUCCCCGUUCGCAACCAAUAUUCCAGUGCCCCUUCCGGAUCCAACGACCGGUCCAAUGUACGCUAUCCCGCAGCCGAUUUACUCAAACAUGCUUCCGUUCGCUGGUCCCAUGACACCUCACCCGCAUCAUCCAGCCACCGGCGGGACAAUUGUGAACUCAAUACUGCCCACUGCCACAGCGGCUGCCAGCACUGGCUAUCAUCCACAUUCGCAGUCCAAUCAGGGCAAUCCGGAAUCGUUGCCGUCUAGCAAUGGCUCAUCCAAUAACAUAUACUCUAGCACAGGCAAUAAUAAUGCUCUCACACCGCAGUCCACGCCAAGCACUCCUCUAUCCUUGCCUCUGUCAAUGCCUCCUCACGCCAAAAAUCCGCCUCUGUUUGCCACACCUCCUAUGCUUCCCAACGGUUAUGCCCCUCAGCUGAGUUCCUCCGGUGCUGGUAGUGGUGGUGCUGGUCAUUACCACUACGGUGUAAAUAGCACUGGUGGCCAUAAUUACGACGAACGCAAAGGCAGUGGCGGAUCGGGUGGUGGCUACCAAGGAAAACGUUCAAACCAGAAUGGCAGCAAUUUUUUCAGCUACAACAGUAACAACAGUCGCCAGAUGACACCCAACAGCGGCGGCUACCAGGGUACUGGUUGUCCCCAGAGUCAAAACACUGGGAGUAACGGUCCCAAGAAUUCGAGCUACGCGUGCAACACAAACAAUACAGGGAACAAUCAGAAUUCUAACAAUAAUGGCAACGGCCCACAGAUGUUGGGUCAACCGCCGAAGGGACAACCGCGAUCCGAUGGCCAGACAAGCGUGACCAAGCCACCAUUGAUUCCAACAUUACCAAAUAGUACCAAUAAUACUACUAGUAAUACCAACCCUAGCGAUAAGACACGCAUCAACCGUUCAUGCAAGCCACCAAAUCUAGACUUAAAACGAAACUUUAACAAUUUUAACGCAAACAGUAGAAACACGCCCAGCACAAACUCAACGGAGAGCAACAACUCACCAAACAGUAUUACAUCGUCAUCGAUGCACGAGCAUCACCAGCAGCAGCAGCAGCAACAACAGCAUCACGUGCACCAUCAUACGCAGCCACACCAUCAGCCGGCACACGCUGCCGGUUCUGGGCAGCCACAUCAUCCAUAUUAUCCACCCCAGCAUCAGCAGCAGCAGCCCCACUAUUACAGCACACGUGGAGGCAGUGUUGGUAGCAACAACGGCGGAUCCAGCCUCUCGGGAAACGGCUCCGGAUCAGGCAACGGUAGCAAUCACGCACACCAGACGGCUAAUGCUGCUGCAGCCACGGCAGCCGCCGCAGCUGCUGCCGCUGCCCAUACGGUACCGUCGAGUGCGCUUCAAUCCGCUGCGGCGGUUGCGGCGGCCGCGUGUGCAGCUGCCAUCGAGCCGUACCAUUCGCAGCUGAUUCCGCUGAAUGCUGCCGGGAUGUCGUACGUUAAAAUAGGACAGACAUAUUUCACGCAUCCCUCCUUAGCACUGCCGCCGAAUCGUCGUUCGCCUCCGAACGAAAUACGUCCAAUCGCUGGUGUUUAUCCAGCUAUGAACAUGGUGAUGCCAGCGUCUCGACAGUACACACCACGACCUCAGCAUAGCAGCAGCUUCCACAAGGGCGGCAGUAAGGCGCCAAGAUAAACGCUUCCUAGCCGAACGUCGAGAACAAGUUCUCUAGAUGUGUAGCCAAGCCGUAAUUAAUUAUGAUGCCGAAAGUCAGCGAAACAUGGAUGAUGAUUUCAAACUAUAGAACGCACUGUUUAAAAACGCUAAUCGUUAGGUGAUUAGAAUCACACCCCACAUAAUCACUCUCACACACAAAAACCACACAAUGCUACACGCUAAAUAUUCAAACAAAAGCUCUAAAUAAGACACGACGAAGUAGUAGAGGAGACAGUGAAAGAGAAAGAGAGAGACCAGUUUCCCAUUCCUCGGAGAUUGUUUUUAAGACCAGACACUUUGAAACGGUACAUGCAGCCAAGCUGGUAUGACGCGGUUGAAGUGGGACCUUGGAGACAAUGCACCGAUCCGUUGAUUCCUGCGGGAUGGUGCAGUGCAGGUAAUCGCCAGAGGGUCACCGGAUUGGUAACGACUAGGAUGAGGGAAUUGAUCGCCCGUGAAAAUGCCAUUUAUUUUAUUAUCAAUUAAUAUUAAUAUAAACAGAUAUGAUCAUUAUUAUUAUUAUUACAUUAAUAACAGUGAAGCUAAACUAGAGGGUUAAGGAGACAGUUGAUAACUGAUACAAACAGAAAGAAAAUUAGAGUGAAAAAGCGAAACGGUAAGACGCUCUACCAGUGAUUCAAUCAACGCUAUGCGAGUUAUUUAUAAAAUAAUUUCAAACGCUGAAUAGUGGAAUUAAACAUGAAUAAGAGAUCCUGAAACAGUGAUCAACAAACAAAAAAAAACUGAGAAUAAAAAUGAAAAGAUCGGUGGCAAAAGAAAGUUCAGACAGAAGAUCAUACGUGACGAUGGGUUUUUUGAUAGGUGGAUGAAAAAAGGCUGAGGAAAAUACGAUACUGCCGCCCACAAUACUUUGUUUGAGGACGAAGCCAGAGUUCGAAACCGUGAGCGUGGCACCGGAACAGAAACAUCCUAGUUUACCUACAAAUUAUCUACACAAGCAAGUCUACAGGUGUGAGUACGAAAAGAAUUGAACGCCCGUAGCGAAACUAAAGAGGAAUCUCCUAUCAAAAAGCGUCACGUAAUUAUUAGUAGAGGAACUCUCCGAUCAUGCCGUUUACAAAUUUAUAUAAAAUUUAUUUAUAUAGGCAUCUCAAGCAAAGCGUAAUCCGUUAGUAAAUACAGUAGGGAACAUAACGAUUAUUUAUUCGUAAAUGCAAAUGAACUACGCAGCAAUGCGCAACUAAGCAACAAACAUUAUACUAAACAAGCAAACUAAAUAAAAUCGUUAAACAACUUGUAACGAUUUUUUCAAGAAUUUUAACAAAUAAGAUACUUGAAUCUCUUCCUUUCAAUCGGUGAUAUUGAAAACACAAACAAGCAAAGCUAAAGAAGUAACUUAGUACUAGUCAAGAUCUGUGAGUGUAACUAACGGAUGGGAACCCCAUACAAAAACCAAACAACUAUUGCUAUUAUCAUUACAAUUUAUUAUGUACUACUACCGCUAUUAUUAACAGCUAGAAGGACGAAUCUGUGAAGCAAAAACAAACAAAAAAUCCAAUAACUUAUAAAGCCUAGAAAAACACGAAGCUGAACCUACAAAACUCUCAGACUCACCGCGCACGGGUUUGUCUCGCGUUAUCCGCUGCAACCGUUCCACACGGGGGCAAGCUGAGCAAACGGUCAUUUGACUUCUAGUCCAAAUUUUUUUCGAACAGAACCAAGCUUUCGAACAAAGUUUUGAUUGGGUCAGAGUUGGCUCUGACCUGAAUCUGUCAUCUUGGAAAACUUGUGUUUCAUGAAACAAUUGUGUUCGAUUUCACCAUUUACGUGGUGUGAUUAAAGUGUAGGUUCUCCAGCUAUGAGGUAAGCUUACACGAUUUCAUAUUUGUAAAAAUUGAAUUGAAAAAAAAAUGGAAUUUUGCUUCUGAAAUUUUUCAAAAUAUCUUGGAAACAUGGUAGUUUUUAAGGAUUUUUACCUGUUCACUGCUGGAUUUCCUAUCCAAACAUUCAAACAAUUUACGUUUGCUCAUCUUGCGAAAUCUGGUUUCGCAUUCAUACAUCCCGUGUGACCCUCUCGCAACCCAACCGACUCGUGAAGCUUUUUUCAUCGACUAAAUUCCAAAAUAAAGUUGAAGGAACGCAGCAAACCCCCAACAACAAGAAAACAUACGAAACGUUCUGAACGAAAAACGAUAGCGGGCAUGACUAAGGAGAGAAACGUAAUGCCAUCAGACCGACCGAAUGUAGCCACAGGGUGACAAAAAUAAUAAAAUCAUUCUUCAAGAAAAAAAUACUACCAAUAUGAGCAUGAUUUAUUACACAUUUUUUGUUUGUUGUCUCUAUUUCAAGUAGCGAACCUAUACAUUAGAGAAAUGACAAGACACUCUCCGUUAAGGCAACUGUCAACAUCAAAACGGGCGAGCUGUAUAAAUUUGCAUUGCCGUUAUCCGUUUUGAUGUUGACAGUUGCCUUAACGGUGUGUGUCUUGUCAUUUCUCUUAUGUAUAGGUUCGCUAAUUUCAAGGUAAGCGAGAGAUGGUGUGAAAACGAGCGAGAGAAAAAGAGAAAUUAAAAAAAAACAAAUAUGAUAAGGACGAGAGCAAACAAAAGUUAAUGCGAUAAAGCAGAAAAAAAACAGAAAAAAGUUGAUUAAA